CGCCAGCGCCCCGCAGGAACGCGAGUGCGCCUCCGGCUCCCAGAGUGAAGGAGAGGAGGGGCCGGACUUCGACGCGGUCAUCUGCAAGCCCCUCCGCACACCUCACCGCGCGGGCGGGCCGCCUUCCCCAGCUUUCGACCGACCUACGAGAGAGAACUUGGGCCGACCUUCCGGGAGUCAACCGGGGGAAAGGGACACUGGUUUCAAGUUGGUCAGCCAGGGCACCCAUCUAACAUUACUGGUUGGCGAACGUACCCCACAACCACUGCCAGGCUAGGGGCUUUGCGUACAUUUAUUUAAUCUACACAACCCUAUGAGGAACAUGAGAAUUUUACAAAUUUGGAACUAUAGCUCCAGGUAACGUGGUCUUAUAUUACCGUAGAGCCCAGAUUCAAAUCCAGGAUCCUGCUUCAGAGUUCUUUUUUAAGUCUCCUACGAGAUUUUUUCUACUGCCUUAGUGCAUGUCACCAUAGCUGCUUUUUUCAUUUCUGUAUGGUAAAUUUUUCUCUGAAACAAGAUUCUAAGAGACUCUUCUUGAAUCAAACCCAGAUAAAAGAUUAAUCGCCUGAAAAACAGCCAGAACACAGCCAGAAUGGCCACAGACUUGGAACCUGAGGAACAAAAAGGACUUUUGAUAGUUAAAGCAGAAGCCCUUUACCUGGGACAGGACUCCAUGUUACAAAAGCACAGGAGGGAACUCUUCAGACAGCACUUCAGAAAGCUCUGCUAUCGUGAUGCACCUGGACCCCGGGAAGCUCUGACCCAGCUCUGGGAGCUUUGUCGCCAGUGGCUGAGGCCAGAAUGCCACACCAAGGAGCAGAUCUUAGACCUGCUGGUGCUGGAACAGUUCGUGAGCAUUCUUCCUAGGGACCUGCAAGCUUGGGUGCAAGCGCACCAUCCAGAGACAGGGGAGGAGGCAGUGAGUGUGCUGGAGGAGCUGGAGCGAGAACUUGAUGAACCCCAAAAGCAGGUGCCAGACAAUGCAGAGAGACAGGACACACUCUUGGACAAGACACCCCCCUUAGGAAGACCACACAAGUCACUGACAGUCCAGCUUCAUCCCGAGAAGAUCCAGCAGGAGCAGAAAUCUGGGAAGCCCCAAAGGCAUGGUGAUAAAGCCAGGCCUAAGAAUGAAGAGUUGCCCCAGCAGGCAGAUAAACCCAAAGACAUGGAAUUACUUGGGACCAUGAAUGACCAACUUAACAAAGACAUUCCCCAGCAUCCUGAAUCCAAGUAUUCUACUGAAAGUGAGGGCAGAUUAGAGUGGCAACAGAAAGGGGGACGACGCUAUAAAUGUGAUGACUGUGGAAAAAGUUUCAGUCACAGCUCAGACCUUAGUAAACACAGGAGAACUCACACUGGAGAGAAGCCCUAUAAAUGCAAUGAAUGUGGAAAAGCCUUCAUUCAAUGGUCACAUCUCAUUGGCCAUCAUAGAGUACAUACUGGAGUGAAACCCUACAAAUGUAAAGAGUGUGGGAAGGAUUUCAGUGGGCGCACAGGUCUUAUUCAGCAUCAGAGAAUCCACACAGGUGAAAAACCCUAUGAAUGUGAGGAGUGUGGGAGGCCCUUCCGUGUAAGUUCGGCCCUGAUUAGACAUCAAAGGAUUCAUAUAACAAAUAAGCUCUGCUAAUACCGAGGAAGUAGGAUGAAUUCUUGAGACACUCAGGCCUAAUAAUUAUCAGAGAAUCUACCUUAGAGACCUAAUUUGGGCAAAGUUUCAAUCAUUAUUAAAAACUUCUCUGGCACCAGAGAAUUGAGUAAAAUUUCCUUUUAUUUCUAAGCUAGUUCAGUUUCUUGGGAAACUGAAUUUUUUCAGAAAGCCUAGUCCACUGACAAAACUGCUUUCUUACAGCCCAAGAUAACUGUUUCCUGGGAGGAGUGAUCUACAUCCUGGUUCUGGCUCAUUUUUACUUGACCGACGAUUCUGCCUAUGACUUUAGGCAAGAUCCUCUAAUUUUUCUCUGCCUUCAUUUCCCCUUCUAUAAAAUGCAGAUGUUAUAAUAGAGAAUGUUGGUUAAAAUAGAUGAAACUGCUUUUGAAAUUAAGAGCUAACACAGUACUAUUUAUCUUCCAUCAUUACUUAUAAAAUGGCCUAAUUGUUUCUAUUUUAUCUUAAAGUAGGAGGAUAAUCAUUGCGUGGAAUGUUUUUGUUUGCCAAUGUCAAAAGAGUAAACUAUCCAAAAUGACAUGCUGAAGAGGGCCUCCCCUGGUGGUGCAGCGGUUGAGUGUUGGGCUGCGAGGCUGCCCGCAGCCUAUGCAGCGCUGGUUUAUUCCCGGCUGCUGGCGAGAGUCCCACCAAAAAAAAAAAAAAAGAUGCUGAGGAAAAAUAAAGUGGAAAGGAAAACCGUAAGUGAUCAUUAGAAACUGCUGGAAAGGGAGAUAAUAAAGUGUGUUAAGGAUCUGUACCUGAAGAUAAAUCUCUUCUAAGUCUGGUCAUUGUAAACUAAAGUAGAUUGGUCUAGAACUGCACUAUCCAGAAUGGCUGUCAGUACCGACACAUGGCUGUAUCAAUUUAUACUUACACUAACUCAAAUAAAAUGAAAAAUUCUGUUCCUUCAAGACAUUAGCCACACUUCAAGACUUCAAGUGCUCAAUAGCCAUAUAUGCUAGUAGCUAUGUAUUAGAAAGCACAAACAUAGGCCAUUUUUAUCACUGCAGAAAAUCUAAAGGCCACUACUGUCUAAAUUGAUCACACUCUCCAGCUUUGAUAGUUCAAUUUACUUUUAAAGUCUUUACAUCACUGAUCCAAAUGCUUAAAAUUCCAAGUUUCAUGUAUUUGUUUUAUGACAUUAUCUGAGGAAUAUUUCAAAGAUCUGAAAUAUGAAAAGUAUUAAAUGUUGGUACUAGAAACAUCUAACAAAAAAUAGGUGCUUAGAAAUGAUAGCUCCUCCCAGGGCUCCUCUACCUUUAGUCUUCCCAAGAAACAUUGUUUCAUGAAGCAGCUGUUUACAAUCUGUAAAGGGAAACUCAAGUUUCUGAUCUUAUGUUUCCCUGAAUUUAGAGGAGCUUCUGCAAUGAUAAGAAAGAUGACCGUGGCUAUGACAAGAUUAGGAUUCCUAAUGACAGACUGAUUUACCUCUACCAUCCUCUGGAUAAUAGAACAUUAUAUUCAGGAAGUAGUUCCAAGUCCCCAUGAUAUGUAAAGAAGUGCUGUCUUGGGCCUCCCCUGGUGGCGCAGUGGUUAAGCGCUGGGCUGGGAAGCUGCCCGCAGCCUUUGCAGCACCGGUUCAAUCCCUGGCCACCGGCAAGGGUCCCAUGAGUCGUGCAGACCUCUCCUGCCGCACCCGCUGCUCCCCGCUCUGGCUCUGGUGAAUUCUCUCACACUCCCACACUUCUGACUGUACCCAGUGCUUGUAUAAAUAAAUAAAUAAAUAAAUAAAU
This is a messenger RNA of Talpa occidentalis (Iberian mole), 3381 nucleotides long. RefSeq names its product zinc finger and SCAN domain containing 16 (gene ZSCAN16). The record is from RefSeq and is a predicted model, not a curated record. The transcript is spliced from 3 exons. Lineage: Eukaryota; Metazoa; Chordata; Mammalia; Eulipotyphla; Talpidae. Bases 593 to 1630 code for a protein of 345 amino acids. Gene Ontology annotation, molecular function: DNA-binding transcription factor activity, RNA polymerase II-specific; RNA polymerase II cis-regulatory region sequence-specific DNA binding. Gene Ontology annotation, biological process: regulation of transcription by RNA polymerase II.